Molecule: messenger RNA, 8627 nt
Organism: Tetranychus urticae (two-spotted spider mite)
Lineage: Eukaryota; Metazoa; Arthropoda; Arachnida; Trombidiformes; Tetranychidae
Gene: fry
Product: microtubule binding protein furry
Biological process (GO): cell morphogenesis; neuron projection development
Cellular component (GO): cell cortex; site of polarized growth
Source: RefSeq, a predicted model, not a curated record
UACCUUGUUUUGAUGGGAGCUUCAACAAAACAGUUGUUACUAAAGUUUAAUGAAUUUAUGUGUUUCAAUCAAAAUGAUUAUGUUUAUUAAAUAAAGAUACUUCCUUCACUCUUUGGUUAUUAUGGAAAAUGACGUUAAAAUGAAUUUCUUAGGUGGUGAAGUGAAAGAUUUACCCUGGGUCAACAAACGAGACCGAAAUAACCUGAACUUAACCAAAGAUGGUAAACCAGGAGAGUUUAUUAUUAAAACAUUGUUCAAUGAGUUUGUAAUUUCAACCGAGAAAAAGAUUGACUUUGUAUUGACAAAUGAUACUUUGGAAAAGCCAAUAUCUAAAUCCCUACAAAAGGGUGAGGAUAGUGUUUUUGACCAACUUUUAAUUGCCCUUGGAUCGGUUGCAGAACAUUGUUUACCUUCUCUGUUGUCUACUUUGUUUGCCUGGUAUGAUAGGCAGUUGAUAGCUACAGCUGAUUACAUUGAAACCAAAGGAUUCAAAGCCAAUCUAUCUGACUCUCAAUCUAAGGGUACUAAUAAAAGUUCCUCCUCUGGCUGUGAUAUCUAUGAAAAAUCUGAACAACUUUAUACCUUGGAGAAACGAGAUCUUUGUGUUGAAUUUAUUUUCUGUCUAUUCCUGAUAGAAGUUCUUAAGCAACUUCCCCUCCAUCCUGGACAUGAAGAUUUGAUCAGUCAUAUAGAGAAUCUCGCUUUCAAGCAUUUCAAGUAUCGUGAAGGUGCCAAAAAUGAUCCCAACUAUCAAAAUAUCAACAUUGUUGCUGACCUUUAUGCCGAAGUCAUCGGUGUAUUGGCUCAAGCCAGAUUCCAUUCUGUUCGUAAACGGUUCAUGGCUGAGCUCAAAGAAUUGCGAAGUCGAGAGCCGAGUAUGGUCACUACCCAGUCCAUUAUUAAUCUACUUAUGGGCAUGAAAUUUUUCCGCAUUAAAAUGGUUCCUAUUGAACAAUUUGAAGCGUCUUUCGAGUUUAUGCACGAAUGUGCCCAUUACUUCAUUGAAGUCAAAGAUAAAGAUAUCAAGCACAAUUUAGCUGGAUUGUUUGUUGACAUUCUUUCACCAGUUGCUGCUACGGUCAAAAAUGAAGUCAAUGUUCCUUGUCUUAAAAAUUUCGUUGAGAUGCUUUACCCGUUGACUCUGGAUUUGUGUGUUAAAAAGAAACACACUUAUGCCCUUUUCCCUCUGGUAACAUGUUUACUAUGCGUUUCUCAGAAACAGUUUUUCCUUAAAAAUUGGCACUGUUUUCUUUCCAUGUGCCUUUCUCAUCUUAAAAAUCGCGAUAGUAAAAUGUCCAAAUUAGCAAUGGAAUCGCUUCAUCGUUUACUAUGGGUUUACAUGAUUCGUAUCAAGUGUGAAUCAAAUACUGCUACCCAAUCCAAGUUGCAAAGUAUUGUUUAUUCAUUAUUUCCGAAAGGAUCCAAAGCUGUUGUGCCCAGAGAUGUUAAUUUAAGCUUUUUCGUCAAAAUAAUUCAGUUUAUUGCUCAAGAAAAAUUGGAUUUUGCUAUGAAAGGAAUUGUUUAUGAUUUACUUUCAGUUGACCGUCCAAUAAAAGUGAUUUUUGCUCCUGAGCGAAUGACAAUUGGUUUGAGAGCAUUCAUUGUGGUUGCCGAUAGUCUACAACAGAAAGAAGGUGAACCGCCAAUGCCUCGAACACCUGGAGUAAUGCCUUCAGGAAACACCCUCCGAGUGAAAAGAACCUAUUUAAACAAAAUGUUGACUGAAAGAAUGGCCAAAAAUAUUGGUGUCAACGAUUACUAUCCUCAUGUACUAAAAUCUCUUAACGAUAUUCUCAAAGCUUUAGAUCUACAAUUUGGUAAACCAUUAAUGCUUACCACAGUCCAAAACAUAAACAAAGAGCCUGAUGACAUGAUAACUGGUGAAAGGAAACCUAAAAUAGAUCUCUUUCGAGCUUGUAUUGCAGCAAUACCACGUCUAAUUCCCGAUGGUAUGUCCCGCACCGAUUUAAUUGAUCUACUUUCACGAUUAACUGUCCACAUGGAUGAGGAACUAAGAGUCUUGGCAUGGCAAGCUUUACAGCAUAUCAUAAACAAUUUUCCUGAAUGGAGAGAUGAUGUUGUUGAAGGUUUCAUCAACUUUAUUUUAUCUGAAAUCAAUGACACUUUUCCUCAACUGUUAGAUAAUGCUCUUCGAAUGUUACUCCAGCUUCUUGCCAGUUGGAAGACUUCUAUUCAAGCUAGUGGAACCAGCAAGUCUCCUGAUGAAGCAGAACUUCUUACAUGUAAAGGACAACACACUAUACUUAUUAUUCAUCGAUUGGAAGCUAUUGGUUUGGUUAUGCUUGUAAGCUGUCGUCAACCAACCCGACGUUUGGCUGCUAAUUUGUUAAAAGAAACUCGAAGCUUGUUGAAAUGUUUUUCUUCUGUAGCUGAAUCAGAAGAUCCUGUGCUUGAUGUUAUUGAUAGGAUUCGACCAUCUGUUUUAGAAAAUUGUCUUCACACAAUUCCUGCUUCUGAAAGAAGUGUAAUUACUUCUUCUUCGUACAAUGUUGAUAUUCAAUGGUUGGCAGAUCGCACCGGCUCUGCUUGGUUAACUGUUACUAAUGAAAAUGAAAUUGAAAUUAAUCGAUCAGCUGCAGAAAUAAGGGCUGAUUCAAUGAUUAAAAUGAAUGCCUGGUCUUCCAUCAUUACAGGUUUAAUGUCUGAAGUUUCCAAAGUUUGUACUUCAGCUACAUUUUUCGCUUGGUCUUUAGCAUGUCAGCGUCUUAAUUACCUUACUGUUCAUAUUGAUACUACAUCUAUCAACGACAAUCGAGCCUCAGUGCUACUCAGAGGAGCUUCUUCAAAUGUUAAAAAAUCUCCUAAUGAACGAGAUGCUUACCUUGCUCUAUGGAAAAAUUAUCUCAUGUUUGCCUGCUCAAUUGUUCCUUCUAGUUCCUCAGUCUCAAGCAAUGCCAAAUUGAUGUCGCACGAUUUAAGCUCAUCUCCAGACAGUAUGGCUUCUGAACGUUCAUUGGACAAUAAAUCACCCUUAAGCAGAGGAAUCAGUGCUUCAUGUUUAUUUUCACAAAUUUUGCCUCACAUUAAAAAUGAAAAUAAUGAAAUUAGAAAUGCAGCAAUCUUUGGACUUUCACAUAUCAACCCAUUCGCAGUGAAAGAAUUGAUGGAAGAAUUGAUUCCAUAUAUAAGAGAGGCAAUCGAUCGUAACAAGGAGAAUAAUAGAAAAAGAAAAUUGCGAGAAUUUUUACGUAUUCAGUUGGGAAUUUUACUCGAACUUUUGGCUGGCAGAGGAAUCUUUGGUCUCAAUUCAGCAACAUUAGAUCGAGAAGCAGAUGGACUGAAUAAUACGUUUGUUGAAUAUAUUGACGGUCUUCGUCUUUAUUUAGAAAACGAAAAUGACAAGGAAAAUCCAAAUAUCCUUGAAAUUCGUAUUAAAUUUUGUGGAUUCAUCAAUAAUCUAGUUAAAUCGUUUCCCUUGGAAAGUCGAUCAAAACUCUUGAGUCGUGAUUUGAGAGCCAAUUUAUUCCAGUUAUUUGCUUCUUGGUCAGGAAAAUACAGCCAAUGUCUAAUUGACUCAAAGACAACUCAAAAUAUCAUCGGCAACACAUCAUCUGAACUUGAGUUCAUGGCUCUGGAAGCUAUGUCUUCAGUUCUUGCCUGUGGACAUGUUUUUGAUAAUUCAUAUCUAUUAGAAGACAGUUCAGUUUACACUUGGCUUCGAGGUAUCCUUGCAUCGUCCGAUGAAAAAGUGACCAAACUUGCGCACGAAACCAUUGUCCUUCUUCUUGAAUUCAACCCAGACACUGGACCUCUCCUCGACUGGUUGGUUGAUGCAUGUUACUCACAAAAAGUAUCGGUUUCUGACAGCUGUUUUACUGCAAUUGCCACCAUUUUCAGUCUUCGUGACUAUCCAUGUGACCAUUACAUUGCAAUAAUAAAUGUAACUCUUAUGAAUGUUGGAAGUCCGAGAGCAAACAUUUCAGAAAUGGCUUUUAACCUGCUCCAGAUUCUUGAUCAUCGUUUCUUUGGUUCAGGCAAAAAAUUGGCUCUGAAUGAUGACUUUGAAAAACCAGAAAAAAACAUUUCCAAUUUUGAAAAAAUUUUGGAAGAUGAUGAACCAGAAGAAGUGUCUGAUGAAGAAAUUUCUGGCGUUCAGUUGAGAAAAAAGGACAACUCUAAGCACGAAUUCAAGCCUUUCGAACCACUGCUAAAUUCGAGUUUUCCUCUCAAUCAAUCAGAACUGUCUCAAAGAAUGGCCAAACUCCAUGCUGACCUUACGAUGCCAUUUUUCUCUGAAAUUACUUUUCGCCUUCAAAUGGCACGUCCAUCUAUUUGCCGUAACAUGCUUGACUAUCUUAAACCUUGGUUAACUGAUAUGGAACUUGUUGAUUCCUAUGUUAUCCCACAAACUAGUCCACUUUUAAAUAAUUACAAUUCUAAUCAUGACUGUGAUGAUCAUUUACCUAAAGGAUGGGGUUGUGCCGAAGCAACAGAAAUGGUUUUAAACAAUUUAUUUUACAUAACAGUUAAAUUCGGUGAUGAGUACUCUAAAGAGAUUGAAAAGCUUUGGUUCUGUUUAUGUUCCAAAUUUCCCAACAAUAUGAGAAUAAUUAUAAGAUAUUUGUUUAUUGUUACUGGUUUAUCACCAAAUGAACUUCUUCCAUUUGCCAAACGAGUUGCUCUUUACAUGGCACGAGUUCGCCCCGAAAGGUUUAUUGAUGAAAUGAUGGUUGAACUACAAACAGUUGAAUAUCUUAAUUGUGUCAUAGAACGAACCGAGACUCCACCAUUUUUCCGAAUAACUGCCCGCAAAGAAAAUGGCCAUUCAGAGGAAGGAACUGUAACCGCAAUAAAUUUUGAAGGAAGCAACCGAAUCUCGAUGAACCUUGAACAAGGUACAUUACAUACUAAAAGACAUUCAACUGAAAGUGGUGCCGCUGAUCGAAUUUUCGCAUCAGUUGAAAAUGCAUCUUCACAGGCAACAGAAAAUUCAACUGGAUCAACCGUUUCUGGAGGAAUUAGUACCAACAGAAUAGAUCGUCUUUCUUCCAUGACUGAAGAUCCUACAGUCAUUUCAUUUGCCUCAGUAACUGAGGAAAGUCUAAUGCUUCUCGCUCGUGUCGCCGAAUCUGAAGUUUGUCAACCAUCUUCAAGACAACCACAUCCCUUGCCUAUGCCAGAGUUUGGUGGUUAUUAUGCGCCAUUAACUGAAUUUUUGCCCGAUAGCUCACAGCCUGUGGUUGGCUUCCAUCGAUGUAACCUUGCUCUCAUUUUACUGUGUGAUGUCGUCUCUGAUGGAAUACCCAUUGAUUGGUCUCCGCAUAUUCCAAUCAUGCUUAACAUUAUCUUCCUUGGUCUUGAUCAUCCCAAAAUAUUGGUCCACGAACAUUGUAAACAAUUGCUUCUUAACUUGUUGAUAGUUUGUUGUGUUCACAAUGACCCAUUAACCAUAAGUCGAAUUAUGUUGAACAACAAGACAGCUCGUUUAAAGUAUAAUUUAACCAUUAACCCAGCCAUACCUGAACCAAUACCCAACUUUACUGAACCUCCUGCUGAUCGUACCAACAACUUGUUAACUGAUUGUUGUCUUAGUCAGUGUCGUUUAGGGCGUAAAUGUUUCGACAUGCCUUCCAAUCCAUCUUUAAAUGACAUGGGAAAAGAGAAUUGGUCUGUUCCUUCUGAAGACGUUAGUGAUAACUGUUCUAAUAAUUCAUCUGAUGAACAAUUGAAUAGCUCAAUGAAUUUGGAAAUGUUGGUUAAAUGUUUAAUUCAAUUUCUUGACUUUAAACGAGGCUCAAUACUCUGGAACUGUGAAGACAUUACAGCCAAAGUUUGGUCUGUCCGAAGUGCUGCUCAAUUGUCUUAUUUUCUUGAACAUAUUCUCCUCGUUUUCAAAGAAUCACUUGUUCGAGGUCACAUCGAGGAAAGGUGGGCUGAAGUUGCUCUCCAAUUAGCAUUGUCUUGUUCCUCUCGCCAUUAUGCCGGUCGAUCAUUGCAAAUUUUCCGAGCUAUUAAGCUUCCAAUAAACUCGAGAAUGCUUUCAGAUAUUUUAUCUCGUCUUGUUGAAACGGUUGCUGAACCAGGUGAAGAUAUGCAAGGUUAUGUGACUGAACUUAUGUUAACCCUUGAAUCAGCUGUUGACUCGCUCAAUUCGGAGCGUCAUAUUCUUAGUGAAUACAUAAAAGCCUUGUUCAAGAAUCGUUCAGCUCAUUCAGGUCCAGAUCAAGGUGAUGAUCGAGGCGGAUCUUCACCAACAGCUCCACCUCCAUCAAGUGCUUCAAGCCAAGCAACAGUAACUUCAAGCAGUUUUCCCAACUCUAGUUACAUGACAGCACAACACUUGGAUCGUUUGAAUCACGCUGAUAGAAUGAAUCGAAGCAUCUCUAUCACUAUACCUGAAAGAAAAUCAGCAAUUUCCAUGGGAUCGCCAAACAUAGAGCAUCGAGAAAUGAGGUUUAGAAGCAACACAGAGGUUGACUUUCGAAUGGCUCAUCGACACUCUGCUGACUACAAUUUUGGUAGAUCUCGAAGUGCUCAAUCACUUAAAACUGGUGAAGAUCAAAUAAUGUCUUCAGAAGAUCGUAUAUCCUUGUUGGCUCAAUUUUUCUGGAUUUCAGUGGCUAUGCUUGAAACUGAUUAUGAACAUGAAUUUUUACUUGCUCUUCGAUUGAUGGAGAAAAUUCUUGCCUACUUUCCAUUGGAACGAAAUGAUACCCAAGAAAAGGUGGAAAAGGUUAUUCUACAGUCUAAAUGGAUUAACUUUCCUGGUGUUCAUGCAAUGUUACUGAAAGGUUGCACUUCAACCGCCACUUAUCAAGCAACCAUCUAUUUGCUUCAUCGUCUAACACCAUUUUUAGACUUAUCAUUUGUUGAUCCAAGUGAAAACAUCGAUUCAUUUCCUUUCAACGUAUUUGCUUUGUUACCUUACAUGUUGGCAAAUUAUGACGAUCCCAAUGCUCUUUGUAUUCAUGCUUCCAAAAAAUUUGCUGAAUGGUGCACCACAAAGGUUGAAACCGGAACACAAAACAUGGAAAACUUGGCUACUGUAAUGACCUUAUACAGUAAAAAGGCUUUCAGCAAAGAAAGUUUCCAAUGGACUAAAUGUGUUGUUAAAUAUUUAUUUGAUGCUUAUCCAUACAACUUUCCAUCUCUAGUAACAUUCCUUGUUGAGGUCUUGGAUAAAGGUCCAUCUUCUUUGAGCAGCCACGUUCUGUCCAUUUUACAUUGCAUGCUGCAUUAUAUGGACAUCACUACUUCUUCAUCAUCUUUAAAUAACGAUUUAUCCAAAAUUGUUCAUAAAUAUAUUGAAGGACCUCAGUGGAAGGAUUCACUGAAAAUAUUAAAACUCGUCGUUGCACGAUCUUCAACACUUGCAGCUGCUCCUUCUUACACUUCAUCCAACAUUGCCUCAAUAUCAUUAUCAUCUUCUUCAACCAUAUCAGGCACUACACCAUCCUACUCUUCAAUCAUCCCGGCUGACACUGUUAGCAUAGCUUCUGGUGCGUCAUUUGCUGAUUCAGAGUUUGGUAUUCGCCGAGAGUUGCCCGGUCGUACCAUUGAGUUUUCCUUUGAUUUGACUCAAACCCCGAUUGUUGGUCGAAAGUACAUUGUAGAUGAAAAGAAGAAUACAGCAAAAGAUGACGAAUUCAAACAGCCACAAACGCCACAACAGCAACAGUCACAACAGACUUCCGAGAGUGAAGAAGAUAAUACAAAAGAAGUAAACAAAACCAAAGCAAGUGGAGUUGAUUCAGCUUCAACUAAUAAUCCAGCUUCACCUCGUCGCAGUCUUUCAUAUAAUCAUUCAUUUAAUGAAGGCUCCAACUGGAAGCGACCCUGGUUAUCGCAGUCAAGAACACGGGAAAAGUUGAUUGGUUUACUGCGUAGUUUUGGCAAAAGUGUCGGUCUUCCUAAAUCACCGUCUGUUAUAUUUAGUCAAAAUAGUGACAUCAUCGAGAGACAGUCUUCCAUGGGAUCGAGUGAGGAAGAUAUAACCAAUACCAAUAAUGAUGUUUCCGCAGAGAGUAAACACGAUGACAAUGGUAAUAGCGAUCAAUUUGGUCUCUUCAAAGACUUUGAUUUCCUCGAAUAUGAAUUGGAAAGUCAAGAGGGCGAAAGUAUGGAUAACUUCAAUUGGGGAGUUCGACGUCGAUCUUUAACCAAUCUUGAUGAUACUCCUGAAAAUGAUUUGCGAACUGGAAGUCCACAUCAAAGUGAUAUUGUUCCCAGUAAAGAUGAAGCUUCCUCUGAUGAGGAGGGUGACUAUGUUUCACCUACUUCCUAUGAUGGACUCAAUGAUCUCUCUAUUUCUACACUUUACUCAAAUUCUUGAAUGUUUUUUAUUCCAACAAAAUAUCAACAUUUUUUUAACCAAUGAGUAAACAAAUAAUAUUUUACUCUAUCGCUAAAUGAUGAAUAAAUUAACCCGAAAACCAAAAUGCAACAUUGUGGCUAAAGACAAGCAAUAUUAAUCUCUUAACAAAAUUAAAUUUUGUGCUUAAUUCUUCCAAGAAUCAGAAUAAUCGUUAUUUAAUUUGUUUGCUCUUUCAUUCUGAUUCAUUAUAUCAAUAACUUUCAAUUUUUUUCAUCUCAUAAAUGAUGAUCACGUUAUUUUGUUGUCAUUUUUUAAUUUAUAUUAAAAAUAAAUAUUAAAUUUACCAUUAACC